Acanthosepion pharaonis is the source of this 2340-nucleotide messenger RNA. Lineage: Eukaryota; Metazoa; Mollusca; Cephalopoda; Sepiida; Sepiidae. The record is from the annotation of a GenBank genome assembly.
AUGGCCGACUGGCUGGAUGUUCAGCGCCUUCGGGCUGAAUUUGAAGCAGUUCAGCAAAAAUCUUCUCUACAAAAGCUUUCUGAAAGGAAUGUAAUUGAGAUUGUGUCGAAACUGGUUGAGUUGAAAUUGACCAAUGUUAUCUACACUCUUGAUGGCAAAGAAUAUCUCACUUGGCAACAACUGGAAAAGGAAAUACUUGAAGAACUCUACAUCAAUGGAGGGCGGGUGAAUCUUGCAGAUUUGAAACAAGCUUUGAAUGUUGAUUAUUCUCACAUUGAAGCAAAAGUUAAUGAUAUCACACGCCAUAACCAUGACGUAACUUUGCUGCUUGGCCAAUUGUUUAAUAAGUCUUACAAAACAAGGAUUGCAGAAGAAAUCAAUGAAAAAUUGCAAGAAAAUGGCCACCUUUUGAUAAUAGAUUUGAUCCAACAGUAUGACCUGCCACCAAAUUUUCUGUUGUCAAUUAUACAACAAAACAUUGGUUCAGUCAUUAAAGGUAAAAUGGAUAAUAUAAACAAAGAUGUAAUCUAUACUGACUUGUUUAUUUCUCGAAUGCGAGCCAAAAUCCGAGGUCUGUUUAGUGCCAUGACAAGACCAACUUCAAUGUAUAAUAUUUGCAAGCAACAUGGCUUUAAAGAAAACAUGUUUUGUACUAUUGUUGAAGAAUUGCUAAAAAGUCAUCGGAUCAGUGGAACUUUGAUUGGUCAAAAAGAGAAAGGCAUUUACCAUCCAGAAAAUUAUGUGAAGACACAAAACAAAUGGGUGGAAGAUUUCUACAAUCAAAAUGAUUAUCUUGAGUAUGACACAUUGUCUAGACUUGGAAUUGGGGACCCGAAAGACUUCAUUAAAAGAAAAUUUAAGAAUGAACCAUUAACAUUUCUCAGUACAUGUUGCAUUGGUGCCAGUCUCAAAGAACAAGUUGAAGCUAGUGUGGAUGAAGCUUUGAGUAACGGAACUUGGAUAGACAUCCUGUCUUACCUUCCUUCAGUGAUUACGAUUGAAGAUGCCAGCCAGUUAUUGUCAUCAAUUGUAAGCAAACAUAAAGAGGCCUUCCAAUGUUGCGAUACAAUCAUUGCUAGCAACAAACUGAUAUGUGAGUGCAAGAAACCUUUCACAGAAAUGAUGAAAACCAAAGCAGCCAAGGAAUCCAAAUCUAAUAGUGCUGUAUUCAAAGCUGAGAAGAAAAGUGGCAACAACCGAAAUUUUGAUGAAGGAAGAGAAGAUAAAAAAGAAAAUAGGAAAAAAAAAGGUGGAGGUGGCAGCACCAAAAGUGGAGGUGGUAGUCAAGGAAGGGAGAUCAAAAGUAGAUCAACAAAAAAGAAAUAUCGUGUCAGUCAUGAAGACGAUUCAGAUGAUGAAGCAAUGGAUGGUGGCAAAGCACAACUUAAAAAAUUACAUUUCAUGGACAUUGAAGAAAUUGAAGAAGUCAUAAGGAAAGAAGAAAAAUUAAUCGAUUCUCCUGAUGAAUUGGUCACUGAAAUUGCUACCCAAUUGUACAAGCCUCUUACUCAAGAAUAUCAAGAAAUUGCUAAAUCCAUCUUUUUUGAAACUUCUGGUUCAGCUACAGGAGCAGGCAGAAAAAAGAAUUUCACAGAAGUACAAGACAAAGUGUGUGGACUUUGGUCAAAUAUGUUACUCAUAGAGAAAGGGAUCAAGUAUUUCCCUGAGGCAACCCAGACUCAAUUGGUAAAGCAUCUAUUGAAGACAAUUUGUACUGACAUCACAAAUCUUAUUGUUACCACUGUAGCAAAUGAACACAUGUUAUCCAUUCCUGAUGAAAUCCAGUUGACACCAGAGACUCGUGCUAAUGUCAUCCAAAAAUUUCCGGAACCUUCACAAAGUCUCCUGAAGAAGUUGAAUGCAUCACUGAACAAAAACCUUGGUGAAUUUUCUACCCAUCUGAACACUGUCUGCAGUCCAGAGAAUUUGGGCAUCAUGCUGAGAAAACCUGAUCGGAAAAAGGAAAAGCAACUUUUAACAGAACACCGUCAAACCUUGAUUGUAGAAUUGUCCAGUGAAAGUGACCCAGCAGCUGCCCUCCACUUGGCUUCAAUGAUUCUUUUUCAAACCUUUACCAAUUCCUUUGUCCAUGCACCUGGACGAUGUGUGCCCAAAAUUAUUGACUUCCUUGCUGAGCACAUGUCGCCUUUGUCUCAUGAAGUUCUUCGAAUCUUCCAAGACCUGGUGAUCAAGGAUAUAAAAUUACAAGGAGAGGACAAGGAAGAAUCAAGUGAUAAGUCUGAAUACCAAAGAGCUUUGCAGGAACUUUUACCUAAACUUCAAGAGAUUGCUGUUAUGACAAAGAUAAAAGACAAAGAAAAGUCCCCAGAGUCACCUUAA